GAGGCCAGCAUCGACUAUGCUCUAGUGGGUGAGGGAGUGGGUGGUGCUGGGUCCGCGAGGGGGGUGGGAGCGACCAGCUGUCCUGAUAAAAUCGAGACUGUCCCGAUAUUUAACCCUUUGUCCCGAUGAGUGUAUGAUCAGGACCCCAAUUGUCCUGAUAUUCAGGAGAGGAAAGAUGAUCCAGGGGUUAGUAUGCUGGUCUGGGAUUUGGGAGAUGUGGAUUCAACUCCCUGCUCUGCCACAGAUUUCUUGUGUGACCUUGGGAUAAAUGGGUGUGCAUGACCUUUCCCUGAACUAAAGCAGUUCCAUGUCUUGUUUGGAUUGUUCCUGUAUUCUGCGGACAACAGUUGAAUCAAUCAGACAAGAAAAGCAAUCAGAAAAUAGUAUCCAUCAGUACUUGGCAGAUGAACCUGAGUUAUCCUGGAUUCAUCCAUAUGGAAGAGAUGAAAUGGUACUUUGUUCUUCUGACGUCUCCCAUUAUGAACUCCAGGUGGAAAUAGGAAGAGGAUUCAACAAUUUAACUUCAAUCUACCUUGCCCGACACACACCUACAGGAACGCUUGUGGCUGUAAGGAUCACAGACUUAGAAAGCUGCUCUGAAGAACAUUUGAAAGCUUUGCAGAAUGAGGUGGUGCUAUCCCACUUUUUCCAGCACCCCAACAUACUGACACUUUGGACAGUGUUUACUACUGGCAGCUGGCUUUGGGUCAUCUCUCCGUUCAUGGCUUACAAUUCAGCUAGUCACCUGCUGAGGACCUACUUCCCUGAAGGAAUGAGUGAAGCUUUGAUAGGAAACAUUCUGUUUGGUGCAGUUAGAGGGUUAAAUUAUAUGCACCAAAAUGGCUACAUUCACAGGAAUAUGAAAGCUAGCCACAUUCUGAUUUCAGGAGAUGGUCUGGUUUCUCUGUCUGGCUUAAAUCAUAUCUACAGUUUAGUUAACAAUGGACAGAGGUCAAAGGUUGUGUAUGAUUUUCCCCAUUUUAGUACUUCAGUACUUCCUUGGCUGAGUCCUGAGCUACUGAGACAGGAUUUGUAUGGGUAUAAUGUGAAGUCUGACAUUUACAGUGUGGGGAUAACAGCAUGUGAAUUAGCCAAUGGAUAUGUACCAUUUCAGGAUAUACCUUGUGCAAAGAUGCUGCUGCAUAAGCUGAAAGGUCCCACUUAUUGUCCCUGGGAUAUACAUACCUUCCCACAUGUGGAAUCCAGAAUGAAGAAUUCCCAAUCAGGUGUGGAUUCUGGAAUUGGUGAAAGCAUGACGCACACAAUGACUAGUGAGAGAUUGCAAACUCCCUCCUCAAAAACAUUUUCCCCUGCUUUUCACAACUUGGUAGAACUCUGUUUGCAACAGGACCCUGAGAAAAGGCCAUCAGCAAGCAGUUUGUUGUCACACACUUUCUUCAAACAGGUAAAAGAACAAACAAGGAGUUCCUUACUUUCACUGUUGCCACCUCCCAUCCAACACAAUAGACCACAAUUCUUGCCGCUGCCCUCAAGAGCAAGCAGGCCUGAGCUUGGGUGUUUGUGCCCAAAUCAAAGAGACAUAGAGUGGGACUUUUAAACAAUGACAAACCAUCAUACCUCCCCCCUGCUUCAAAGAAGGAAAAUGUGAUUUCUACUUGCUGCUUUUCUCUGUAUUGGUUUAAAUACAAAUACAAGAGCUAUACUUGAACAUCUGUGGUGUGUACAUGAUUUAAAGCUGGCACUGUAAAAAUGCAGUAGGCCUCACUUUCCUAACCCCAGGGAAAAAGUUAAUCUUAAGAAUAUUGAUGCUUGUUAUCCUUCUCUUCUCCCCACCCCUUUGGACUUACAUCCCUUGGCAGAAGGCUCCUUCUAUAGCAGGGGUCGGCAGCCUUUCAGAAGUGGUGUGCUGAGUCUUCAUUUAUUCACUCUAAUUUAAGGUUUCG
Messenger RNA from Chelonoidis abingdonii (Abingdon island giant tortoise), 1904 nucleotides. It is a transcript of the gene STRADB, whose product is annotated as STE20 related adaptor beta. Gene Ontology annotation, cellular component: serine/threonine protein kinase complex. Gene Ontology annotation, molecular function: ATP binding; protein kinase activity; protein serine/threonine kinase activator activity. Lineage: Eukaryota; Metazoa; Chordata; Testudines; Testudinidae. Gene Ontology annotation, biological process: protein export from nucleus; activation of protein kinase activity; protein phosphorylation. The record is from RefSeq and is a predicted model, not a curated record.